Messenger RNA from Synchiropus splendidus (mandarinfish), 4595 nucleotides. It is a transcript of the gene mcmdc2, whose product is annotated as minichromosome maintenance domain containing 2. Gene Ontology annotation, biological process: double-strand break repair via break-induced replication. The transcript is spliced from 13 exons. Lineage: Eukaryota; Metazoa; Chordata; Actinopteri; Syngnathiformes; Callionymidae. The record is from RefSeq and is a predicted model, not a curated record. Gene Ontology annotation, molecular function: ATP binding; DNA binding; single-stranded DNA helicase activity. Bases 119 to 2224 code for a protein of 701 amino acids.
AUGACGUAACUGUUUAUGAGGCCAAGGCGUCAGGUCACGUGUGCUGGAUGGAAAACUAGCUUAAUGUCGUUUGAAUUUUACCGCGAUUCAAGAAGUAGGACUUAAGCUAGUGAUAGAAAUGUGUGAAAUUCUUGCAUUAAAGGAGUCAGUCUUGAUUUAUUUAGACAGAAGUGGUGCACUGGAGAAACUUAUUGAAGACUGCAAAUCAUUUGACGGGCCUCAACAGAACGACGCGGUUUACAGGUUUUAUGUGCGAGUGAGUCCAACUGACCUGACGGAAGUGGACUCAGUGCUGGGUGACUUUGUUUUACAUAAUCCCAGAAAAGCCACGGCCUUAUUUCAGUCUGUCUGCUUCCUGGCCAUAAAGACGCUGUCGCUUGUGCGAAAAAUACACACAGAAAACCAGGUGAAUGUGAUUUUAAAGUGGACACAUCUGCCUCCUUUUCCUGAGUACUGCUUGCAUCUGGACACCUUCCCUCGGGGACACGUCACCAUGAGGCCUGUGCUCAUUGAAGGUUUGGUCGUCGCCAUGACCAGGGUUACAAAAUACACCGGAGCAGCCAGGUUCCUCUGCACUGACGACGACUGCCCUGCCUUCACUGGAUUUCACCACAUCCGCGUUCAUGCGCCAGGAGCCACGGAGUCAGCGACUAUGAGGAAUGACUUCAUUUGCUCUAUGUGCAGCUCACCUCUAAAGGAGGAUGUUAAAUUCAGAGUUCUGGGUGGUGAGAUUAGUGUUAAAGUAAUAAGAAUGAGGUUUAAAAAAUGGAAAUUUUUGUGUGAAAAAAUGUCUGUGGUCGUAGACAAGCAGCUGGUGGAAUUGAUCCAUACCAAAGCUAUAGAUGCUCUCAGUGCCAAACAGAGUUCAGUAAGGUUCCAGUCAGUCACAUUUUUUCUAAGAGAUGAGCUGUGUAACUCGAUGAGACUCGGUCACCUCUACAGUGUCGUAGGUAUUCCUGCACACGUACAUCAGUGGCCAAAUAUCACCUGGAGCAUCGAGGCAAACGGCGUCCGGAAACUGGAGCGAGAGGGGCCCCAGAACAUCUCCAACACAUUGCAAGAGUUGCUACAAACCACAUCAAGUUCCCCCUGGAGGUUCUCAGCCAUUCUAGCUCACUGCUUCGGCCUGGACGUGACUCCUCCAGGCCUCUAUAACACCCUGAAGCUGGUGCUGUUGCUCAGCUUAGUGCAAACCAGAGCAGCCGCAGAAGAGACUUUUCACUGCUUAGAUCUCCUCAUUGUGACCUGUGACUCACUCAUAGUGGACAGAUUAAUGAUGUACAGCCUGGGCUUUGCGCCCAGGGGGGUGAGGCAUCGUGCCACAGGCGAGAUGUUUGCAUCACUUUGUAGAGACGAGCACGGAACGGGUAAUGCCAACAUCCAUGCGGGAUCAGCCUUCCUGGCCUCUGGUGGCAUUUGCAUGCUGGGUGAUCUGUGCUUUUACCAAAAGGACAAGCUGGACACUCUGGAGUCAGCCCUAGAAAGCCGGCAUGUCUCAGUUUUUAUACCUGGAAGAAAGUAUGGUGAGGACUCGAAUGACCAGCUCUCCUUCCCAGUACCAUGUAGCUUCUGGGCACUCUCAGAUUCCACUCCCAGUUUUCACCGACCUGGACGGAGUGUCCAAGCUGCAGUGGGAGCUGGAGAUAUCGGCUCCGUCUCGAUGCAUCUAGCAGAUGCCUUUGGCCUGGUGGUCCAGUGUCAGGAUGAAGCUGGGAAAGACGCCCUCGCAACACUGACAGCCCAUGUCCUUCAGCAAGCAGUGUGGCCUGGAGAGGAUCUCUACCCAGCCAGUAUCAAACUGUCUUGUCAGGACUACAAAGAGCUCAUAGCACAUGCGCAGAGCCUGCAGGUGGCGCUCAGUGACGGGGCACUGAAGGUCAUCCGUGGCUACUACAUGGCCAGCAGACGGGUCCGGACGCUGAGCCAGAUAUCCAUGCCUUCUGUCAAGCUGUUGAUCUCUCUGGCAGAGGCUCACUGCAGGCUGAGUCUCAGAACAUUGGCUUUGGAGGAAGACGCCAUAGUGGCUGUGCUGCUGUGUGAAACUUCUGUGACCUUCAGACACGGAGCGUCUGCCCUGACCGUCCCAGCCCACGCUCUGUUCCCUUGCAGUCUGGCAGACGGGGGAUUGCGGAGAGAUGCGAUUCUGGAUGAGUUUCACCAGGCCGUGCUUCGUUUCAUUUUCUCAUAUGUUCCAGGAGCUGAGGCAUACAUCAGAGAGGAGUGACAGAACUCCUAGUUGACUGGUAAGCAAUCCCAUUGUCGAAGAAGCAUUGUUGCUGUAAAUGCCUAAUUUGCAUUCACGUUCAAUGUUUAGUUUUAAAAAUAUUUAUUAAAUUUAGUGCAUUAGAAAAUGUUAUGCAGAAAAUAAAAACAGAGCAGAAAACUGUAGACUGUUCAAUAAAACUUCAACAUAUUGCUCAAGUCUUGAUUCCAGAACCAUUUCCAAAGUAGUUCCUGUCAAACAGCUUUAAUUCAGUUAACAGGAAAAUGACAGUGACCAUAGGAAUUUACAACAGUUCACACAUUCUGUUUGAAGAUCAAAUGUUUAAUUCACAAAACAAAACAAAUACAGGAAAAUUUGGAGCAUGUUCUCGCACACCAGUCACCUACACACCUGAAGAGAGAAAACAUGACUUCAGGUCUGAUUCUUGUUAAGACAAAAUGACUAAACACAAUUGUGCCGGCAAGUCAGUUAGAAACAGCGUCACCAUUUUUUGUCUGAUGGGUAAACGGCAAAAACAGCAUAUCAUCACAACAUCGGCUUAAAGAACCUCCACGUAUAGUACUUCAAAUACAUACUCACCUUUAAAAGCCACAUGAACUUUGACGCAUUUAGCUGGCAAUUCUGCGUCUGAGGUGAAGAUCAACAUAUUAGGGGACAAAGUGGCAUUACUCGGGUCAAUCCAAAAAAGCAUCUCAGACAAAGAAAGCAUUAUAUGUAUACUGUUCAUUAAUGUAUACAAGUACAUUUGAAGCAAGGCAUCUACUUGAAUGAAUCCUGGAUAUCAGUUUUGUGAGGUCCCCAGUUUUAUUCUGAAAACCUGGCUGGUAUUUGUAAACACACCAGUGAUUUAGCUAGAGACACUUUCACCAUUUAUUUUGCCCAAAGGGGUAAAUAUCAAAGCUGAAAGCAUCCUAACACCAGUCGUUCAUUAACCACAGCAAACUCACCAGGUCAUGAUGAGCCAAUGGACCUCUGAUGCCGCAUCUUAAAGAGAAAUGGUGAAAUUCAGUGAUGGUUGUCAUGAGUCCAAUAAUCAAGCCUUCAUUAGUCCCACAGAGGGGAAAUAGCAGCGAAACAGACAAAUUAAGCUAAAGUUUUAGUGGUAGUUUAAGUGUGUGCGAGUUCGGAUGUCCUGUCCCUCGAAAGGCCUGACAGCGAGCGAAAAUGGUCUCACCAUCAUUCGUAGCAGAAACAUUCUGAAUUCAAACGUCAUGUGAUUUCAAGCUGAGACUGUUAGGUCUCAUAUUAGUGGGUUACUUUCCCCUCAGAUAAUGCUGAUGAUUCAGUUAGUAACAGUUUCACCAUCUUUUGUCAGAUGGGUAAACGGCGAAAAUGUUAACUCAUCACAACAUCAGCAUCACCCCCCCAAAACCCCAGUAUGUUUAAAUCUGUAGAACACUUGCCUCCAAAAGCCACGUAACAAAGAUGGACUCUGUGAUGUUUGCCAGGGUGAAGAAGUGUCUGAAAUGAAGCCAAUAGUUUGUUAGUGAGUGUUAUGUGUGCAUCAUUUUAACUCAUUAAAUUGCAGGUGGCUACAUUGUGGGAUUUUUUUUUUUUACAUUUAAAACAUUACAUUACAUGGACAAAGGCAUGUUCGUUAUUAGUCAGUGUGCCAGUGAUUCAGUCGGUAACAGUUUCACCAUUCCAUGUCAGAUGGGUAAACGGCAAAAACAUCAACUCAUCACCAUCACGGCAGCACAACAAGACACUUAAAAUACACUCACCCUUAACACCUGCUGAGCUUCUCUCUGGUGACGUUGGCAGCACCGGAAAGGAAUCUACAUUGGUUUCUGCCGUCUUAAAAUAGAUACUGAAUUAACAUCAAAAAUAGAUGAUUGAUCGAUCAAUUCAUGCACUACAUUUUAAACGUCAUCUGAAUGGGUUUGAUGCAGAUGAUUCAGUUAAUAACAGUUUCACCAUCUUAUGUCUGAUGGGUAAACGGCAAAAACGUUAGCUCAUCACAACAUCAGCAUCAAGCCUCUCUUAAAUCCUGGGUACAUUUUCGCAAGUACAACACUCACAAGCAACAUGAUGAAGAGGGACUUGUUUAUUCAGAUGUUGCCAGAGUCUGAAAUAAAGAUGAACCUUUGGUUAGGAACAACGUGCAGCAACUCAAAUACAUCAACUUAGAGGGGAGAAUCGGUUUAAAACCAAGUCAUUUUUCAGCAACUGGUUCAUCUUGUCAAAGAUUCAGUUAGUAACAGUUUCACCAUUUCUUGUCUGAUGGGUAAACGGCAAAAAUGUUGACUCAUCACCAUCCCAGCAAAACGGCAAGCCAAAUGCAAAACACUCACCAUAAAGAUCCACAGGACGCCGUAGUUUCAUUAUCAAGUAGCCAGACGAUGAGCUGUAGCUCCUGUAAUGCAAAACA